This is a messenger RNA of Parathielavia appendiculata, 1713 nucleotides long. Its product is annotated as amidase. The record is from RefSeq and is a predicted model, not a curated record. Lineage: Eukaryota; Fungi; Ascomycota; Sordariomycetes; Sordariales; Chaetomiaceae. The transcript has 7 exons. Bases 1 to 1713 code for a protein of 570 amino acids.
AUGGUAACGCAACCUGUGCCCUGGGAAAUUCGGGCAGCCGCGAAGCGAGCAGACACUUUGAGCAAAAUCCCCCAGGCUUGGAGACUGGCUCCCGCUGACCUGGCCAAGGCCAAGAACCAACGCGACCUCACAGGACCCUUUGUUCAACAGUUUCUCGAUGCCGAUGAGAUAUCCAUCAUUUCGAAAGAAAGCGUCGAUAUCGUGAACGGCAUCAGAUCCGGCCAGCGCAGUGCCGUCUCCGUCACGACGGCAUUCUGUAAGACAGCGCCAAUUGCCCAUCAGAUAAACAAUUGCCUCCACGAGAUUUUCUUCGACAAAGCGCUGGAUCGGGCCAGGGAAUUGGAUGCUUUCUAUGCAGAGACCGGAAGAACCCUCGGUCCUCUGCAUGGGCUCCCAGUCAGUUUGAAGGACCAGUUCCACGUAGAAGGGGUCGACACGACGAUGGGGUAUGUGGGAUGGAUUGGAAGCAACCUGGGCAUCAAACAUCCAAGUCAGGCACAUCAGGUCGAAAGCCAAAUCACAACCGAGCUCCUCUCCCUCGGCGCCGUACUUUUCUGCAAGACCAGCCUGCCGCAGACGCUACUUUUCGGCGAGACCAAGAACAACAUCAUUGGCCAGACUCUCAACCCGCACAACCAGAACCUGUCCUGCGGUGGCUCAUCCGGCGGCGAGGGAGCUCUUCAGGCGCUUCGUGGUAGCACUCUUGGUGUCGGCACCGACAUUGGCGGUUCAGUCCGUAUUCCCGCCGCCUUCAACGGCCUCUUCGCUCUCAAGCCAACUCCAGAGCGCCUCUCAUAUCGCGGCGUAGCCAAUACUAACCCCGGACAAAACACAUACCGGUCGGCCGUUGGCUUUCUUAGCACCUCGCUGGGAAGCUUGGAGCUGGCGUUACAAUCUGUGCUGUCCACGCGUCCAUGGGAACGAGACCCCGCCGUAGUCCCCAUACCUUUUCGCCAGGAAGUUAUCAACGAGUAUCGCAGUCGUGCCGACAAGGACGGGGUGGUAAUCCUCUCCGAAAAGCCCCUGAAACUUGGCGUGCUAUGGACUGACGGUGCCCUGAGGCCGCACCCUCCCAUUUUGAGGGGCAUCCGCGACGUUGUAAAUGCUCUGAGACAAGCUGGGCAUAAGGUUGUUGACUGGAACCCUCCACUGCAUGCCACUGCCAAGAAAAUCCAUCUUGCAUUUCUCCUUGCCGACGGUGCCCAUGACGUCCACAGCCACCUCAGCCGAUCCGGCGAACCCCUGAUUCCGGACCUGCAAGAAAGCUUCAAACUGCGGCCACCGAUACCCCUUCUGGAGUAUCAGAGCUUGACAGUCGAGGGUCUUGAGUAUGAAUUGGCGUACUCUGACUACUGGAACUCAACUGCUGUAGACGGCCAUGUCGUGGACGCAGUCAUCAUGCCGGUGGCGCCGCACGCCGCUGUGGUACCGGGGAAGUACUAUCACACAGCAUAUACCGAGGUCAUCAAUCUCUUGAACUACAGCGCAGUAGCGAUCCCGGUCACAAAGGCGGACAAGGCCGUCGACCUCGUCGACGAUUCCUAUCAGCCGUUGAACGAUAUUGACAAGCUGAACUGGGAUGCCUACGAUUCGGACGUUUACCACGGCGCGCCGGUUGGCCUGCAACUAGUCGCACGGAAAUUCGAAGAGGAGAAGGUACUUGCCAUAGCCGGCAUUGUCACCUCAGCGCUGGAGACAUACCACAGAAAGUGA